ACACACGUUUUUAAAAGGAAGAUGAUCGUUCUCUGUGGAGUUAGCCCCUGUCGUUUGUGACACAGUCCGGGGAUAGUGUUAGUCUGCACCAGAACAAUUUGGCUUCAGGAGAUGAAAAGUCUUUAAUGGUGGAAUGCAAAGUGUGGAGAUGUUGAGAUGAAAUUUUAUCAUGUAUGUCUGAAGAACUCAUUAAAGGAGCGACAAGGGGCAGUCAGGGAUUGGAGUGUGGCUUUGUUCCUGGUUAUAUUUCUAUCAGAAACCUCUCUCGCUUGUCAGUUUGGAGGAUUCAAACCCCAUACAACGACAUAUGAUUUGCCGCUCAACACCCUGAGGACACAUCUCCCUACAGACUACAACCUGACUGUUUUCUUACAGGACACUGCCAAUAUGGACAGCUGUUGCGUUGAUCUGCAGGCAAUGUUGUCCCUGAAUCGGUCGAUUGGACAUCUUUACCGUCACUCGAUGGAUGAGCUCCAAAAUCUGACUCUCGGCGUCCUGCGGGAGCUGAAAUUUUUAAAAGAUUGUCCUGUUGAUGAAUCAUUUCAAUGUGAAACGGUGCAGUGGAACUCUUCACACCUUCUCCUGAACUUGAUGGAUCACUUCAGACGUUUUGACGCUACCUACGAGCAGAGAAAAUGUGACUUUGGACGAUGCACUUUAUACACCUGCCUGUCAGGAGACGUUGAGACGACAAUAUUUCAUGUAACAACAAAUGCCACAGCAACUUCGAUGGAGCCGGGAGUGUUUGCCAAUGGAACUUGGAAUGACCCCACCAGUGCGGUUAUUGGCAAUACAACCGACCCCACUCCAACUGUGACCCUUCACGACCUGACCAGCUUCACCAAUGGAACCAGUCCGUCUCUGACCUGGACCGAUGGGAACCUCACGAGCUCGACCAAUGGAACCAGCACCGUUCUGGCUUCAGUGAAUGGCAGCCUGGCUGCUACAAUAGACCAAACCAGUGUCAACCCAACCCCCUCAAACAACGGAAACAAUAGCCCUCUGGCAGCGACAUUCUGCAGCACUGAACCCCGUGCGAUCAUCUCUCCAACAGCAACACAAACAGUUGUAAUUAUUCUUAUCAUCAGCGUCCUUUUGAACAUAGCUCUCCUCAUGUGCCUGCUGGAAAGGAGAAGGCGGAUGGCUCCUCCACAUAUGACUGAAAUGGAGCCAUUGUCAUUACCCAGAGAGGAAGUUCUCGAGGCUUAGGAAAGGGAGAGCUUUGGAAAGGAAUCGGGAGAAAGAGUGAAGGGUGCGAUGACUUUCCAAGGCGGCCUAUUGUGAAAGAGCCCUGCUUCAUGCCACGCUCAUCGUUUCCGUCUGCAUUGCCUGGUCUGCCCUCUGCCUCUCGUGUUGCCGUUGUCCCUUUGACUGUAUUUUCCGAAUCCCCUUUCUUCAAACCCCGCCACCCUUCCCCCUACGUCCAACCACCUUGAUCUGCGAAAUGGGCUUAGGGUCAGCACGAUUAGGUUGGGGGAAGAACUGUUCCCAUUUGUGGCUGGUCUGCACCGCUGGAGAAGGAAGGGUGUUGACUUUCUUCCAUUGAGGGCUUUACCAAUGCGCCAAUAACUAUUGCCCACCCGCCAAGAGAUGGGCAGACAAUUCGCAGACAUCGAAGGAAGUGGUUCUCUCUCUCUGUUUCCCUGAACUCCUCCUCCAGAGGAGAGAAGGAAGACUGUAUACAUGUCUCUGAGUUAAGAGAGACUAGUCACUCAACCCAGUAGGAUUGGCGGUCAUGGAGAAAUGGAAGAUAGGGGACACAGCUUUUGUACAGAACGUUGGUGCUAGAUGUUCAUUGGUUUUUCUCUGCACCUUAACCCUGAGAGGGUCACUCAACAAACCUGUGCCCUGACACGAUGCACUGAAGACACCUUGACUUUCUUGCUGAACUUGAGUGUGAUUUUUUUAAAAAAAAAUAUAUUGUUGCAUUGCUAUGUUUCUUUUUUGUUGUCCCCAGCCAAAAGCAUGACUUCCGACCUUGGCGCUUGCCCUGCCCAGGAGGCAAAUCCAGACUGGCAUCCAUAAGUGGCACUUUGGCCGCUCCAUAAAUUGGAGAGGGCAGAGUCGGGCUCCAACUGGGAAUGAGGCAGGAUCAGACUGGGCAGCUGCGGGGGUGGGGCUGCCUGGAAAGCUGGGAGGGAGUUGGGCUUGUGGUAGAGGAGGAGGCUGAGAUCCUUAACACAAAGGUGGGUUCUGUGGUGAGCACUGCUGCCUCACAGAACCAUGGGCCUGGGUUUGAUUCCAGCCUCAGGCGAUUGUGUAAACUCCACACAGACAGUCUCUGCGUGAGUUUCCUCCGGGUGCUCCGGUUUCCUCCCAGAAUCCAAAGAUGUGCAGGUUAGGUGAAUUGGCCAAACUACAUUGCCCCGUAACGUUCAGAGAUGCACAGGCUAGGUGCGUUAGUCAGGGGUAAGCAUAGGAUAAUUGAAUAGGUCUGAGUGGGGUUACCCUUCAGAGGAUCAGUGUCGACUUGGGAAGGGCUUUUGCCCGAAAUGUCAAUUCUCCUGCUGCUUGGAUGCUGCCUGACCUGCUGUGCUUUUCCAGCAACGCACGCUCGACUCUUAUCUCCAGCAUCUGCAGUCCUCACUUUCUCCUAGUACACUUGUUGGGCUAAAUGGCCUGUUUCCAUAUUGUAGGGCUUCUAUGCUUCGAUGACAAUGAGGAAGGGAUAUACCCGUGGGGAGUGAGCAAUGAGAACUGAGCUUGGCAGUGGGGAAGGGAGGGGAAGCUUGUGGAAGCCACGUGUUAGACCAAUGAAGACACAACUUGUUAAAGAAGGAGCAUGUACUGUGUACUUAAAAUGAUUUCACAACGAAUGUGCUACCACAUGUGAGAGAGAAACCAUUCGCUGGCUUUUAAUGUCACCCUUGAUCAGACUUGAAAUUAAAGCUGGAGGGUCUGGACCGAGUAUUUUGUUCCUCCAACAGAAUGGUCCACAUCCAUUCCAAGUGUCUCCUUGCCAUUUCUAGGGACACCGAGUGUUACAAUGAGCUGGGGCGCGACUGUGUACCAGAUCUUUUUAAAAAAAACAUUUUGACUGAUCAACUGGUACCUUUUUCACAUGUUGGAUUCAUGCUGUUGUGUAUUGAGAUGUUCAUUUGGAGGGGGAAACGUGUAGCUUCCCCUUCCUGUGAAUCUUCAUUUGUAGACUAACAUGAUCUCUUUUGGAACGUAUAUUUUUAAAAAAUAUCUAUGUAUUACGGCUGUGCUGUAUCAUGUCUCGAGAAUGUGAGCUUAAAAUAUAUUUAUUACUCUUUUAAUUUUUUUUCCCUAAGAUAAAAGCAGAUCUUAAUA
Messenger RNA from Hemiscyllium ocellatum (epaulette shark), 3294 nucleotides. RefSeq lists its product as uncharacterized. Gene Ontology annotation, cellular component: membrane. Gene Ontology annotation, molecular function: cytokine activity. NCBI's taxonomy places the organism in Eukaryota, Metazoa, Chordata, Chondrichthyes, Orectolobiformes, Hemiscylliidae. The coding region runs from base 157 to 1209 and encodes 350 amino acids. The transcript has 9 exons. The record is from RefSeq and is a predicted model, not a curated record.